Messenger RNA from Stegastes partitus (bicolor damselfish), 2830 nucleotides. RefSeq names its product anaphase promoting complex subunit 4 (gene anapc4). NCBI's taxonomy places the organism in Eukaryota, Metazoa, Chordata, Actinopteri, Pomacentridae. Gene Ontology annotation, biological process: regulation of mitotic metaphase/anaphase transition; anaphase-promoting complex-dependent catabolic process; protein K11-linked ubiquitination. The record is from RefSeq and is a predicted model, not a curated record. The transcript is spliced from 28 exons. Gene Ontology annotation, cellular component: anaphase-promoting complex; nuclear periphery. The coding region runs from base 274 to 2691 and encodes 805 amino acids. Gene Ontology annotation, molecular function: protein binding.
CUCUGAUUGGUCAACUGGAAAAUAUGGCGGUGUCCGCGUAGUUGUGAAAACACCAGGAAGAAAACUUAAAAUAAGAGUAUAGCAGCCAGAGUUGAGCCUGCUGCGGAUUGAAGCAAUUCAUAUUUCGCUUUUUUUUUUUUUAAUCCGGCAACGUAAAUAAUAUCCAUGUGUUUGUCUCUGCAUUAGCUUCGCCUGCUAGCUAACUAGCCUGCUAGCAUCGCAUCUUCUCACUGAACAGAAGUUACUCAUCUGUCAAAUCUGACCGCCCACAACAUGCCUGCCUUCCGGCAAGUGGGAGAGAAACAACUUCCUAACCCUGUACUGUGUAUGGCAUGGUCUCCCAAGAGGGAUCUGAUUGCUUUGGCCAACACAACUGGAGAAUUGCUGCUGCAUCGCUUGGCUAGUUUCCAGCGUGUUUGGAGCUUACCACCCAGUGAGUAUACUGGGAAGGAGAUCACUGCACUUGCCUGGAGACCAGAUGGCAAAAUAUUGGCCUUCAGCCUUGGAGACACCAAGCAGGUGGUCCUGUGUGGUGUUGAGAAAGCAGAGAUCCUCCACGUGUUUCCGAUGCAGAGUCCUGUAACCUGCAUGCACUGGAUGGAGGUGAUGGAGGAGAGCAGUGCGCUCAGCUCCUUUUACAACUCAGAGGAUGAAUCCAAACUCUUUCUCCCCAAACUACCAACACUUCCCAAGAGCUAUAGCACAACUUCAAAGAUCUUCAGUGAGGAAAAGUCUGAUGAGAUACUCAAUCUCCUGGGAGAAGUCAGACUGAACGUACUUGUUCUUGGAGGAGAUGCUGGCUUUGUGGAGCUUUAUGCCUAUGGGAUGUACAAGAUUGCCACUCUAGGAGGGGUUUCAGGAACGUGUCGCAGCCUCAGUCUGUCAAGUGACCUCAAGUCACUGUCCAUCAUCACAGAGGUCAGGUCUGCUGAUAACAACCCAGAGAUCUGCUACAUCCAGUUGGACACCGGCUUGUUGUCAGACUGUCUGCCUGAGGUCACCAGGAUGGCACGCAAGUUCACCCACAUCUCCACCCUGCUGCAGUACCUGCACCUGUCACUCACCUGCAUGUGUGAGGCGUGGGAGGACAUCCUCAUGCAGAUGGAUCUUCGACUCACUAAGUUUGUUCAGGAAAAGAACACAAGCACUCAAGUUCAGGAUGAAUUUCUGGAGCUUCUGCUGUGGGGACAAUCUAGCCCUGAACUACAGGCUCUUCUCAUGAACCAGCUGACUGUCAAGGGCCUGAAGAAGCUCGGUCAGUCCAUUGAAUCAUCUUACUCCAGUAUCCAGAAGUUGGUGAUCAGCCACCUGCAGAGUGGCUCUGAGGCUCUACUGUAUCACCUCAGUGAAGUGAAAGGAAUGUCUCUGUGGAAGCAAAAGUUCGAGCCCCUUGGUUUGGAUUCAGCAGCAAUAGAAGGUGCCAUCACAGCUGUGGGUUCCUUUUCUCUCAAAGCUAAUGAACUUCUGCAGGUGAUUGACAAGAGCAUGAAAAACUUUAAAGCCUUUUUUCGGUGGCUUUAUGUAGCUAUGCUGAGAAUGUGUGAGGAGCAUGUACCACCAGAACUAAACAAGAUGACUCAGAAGGACAUUGCUUUUGUUGCUGACUUCUUAUCUGAGCAUUUUAGUGAGAACGAGGAGCUCUUUGAUCGCAAAGGGAAGUACUUCAAUGUAGAACGAGUGGGUCAGUACUUAAAGGACGAGGACGAGGACCUUGUGUCUCCACCCAACACAAAAGGAAACCAGUGGCUGAGGUUUUUACAGGAGAGCUCACACCUGAAAGAGAGCCCUUUGCUGUUUCCUUCAUUUCCCCAAAAGUCUUUGCACUUCGUCAAGAGGAUGAUGGAGAAUGUGAUUGAGCAUUGUCUACAGAAUCCUGCAGAAGUCAUUGGGAAAUCAGUCAAACAGGCCCUCUUUUUGCCGCUGUACACCGUUCCAGAGAGCUCAGAAAACACGCCCCGACUUUUUGAACUUCCAUCCUUGUGGAAUGACAAAAAAGCCAAACUGCACUAUGUUGUGUUCUGCAUGCCAGAGAUUUCACCCUGUAAGCUCUACGUGUUACGGAAAGGAACAGACCCAAACAGACACAUCCCAAACAGUGUCAUGUCCAUCGACCUCAGACACCAUCUUGACAACGCAGACAAUGACGAUGCUGCAGCCCAGUCUCAUUAUGUGUACAGCUGCCUAGAUGCUCGUUUCUAUGACGAUGAAAUGCUAACUGUGGUCUUGCGAGGAUCAGAAGAACAGAACAGUUGGCGUGUCCUGGCUCAGCUCCCUCUCGCUUCCAGCCUAAACUGUGAAACUGAAUUCAACUGGGAGCCAAACCUGAGGUUGGACCAGCAGACCAGUGCCAUCCCGUGCCAUGAUCUGGUGUUGGGGAAUCAGUGGCGUGAACUGGAAAAUAUGAAGGCUCAGUUUGUUGCUGUCAAUGGAAUACGCAAAGUGGCGUGCGUGCUAAGUGCCAAUCUGAGGCACAUACGUGUUUUCGAGAUGGAUGUAGAAGAUGAGGAUGACGAGGGAGCUGACUCACAGAAUGCCAGCGCUGACCAGGAUGGACUGGACACCACCAUGACCAGCCAGGGACAGGGAGAGGGGAGUUUGGAGGCUGAAGGUGAAGCUGGAGAGCAGGGAGGAGAUGGAUUUCAAAAACCUAAGGAGCAGCUGGAGUCUGAGGAAGCUGUGGAACUCUCCUGAGACUGAGACAACAACAAGAUGCAUUAAAAUAAAGACUCAGAUCCACAUUUUGUUUGUUACAAAAGUUUUUUGUUUGUUUGAUUUUUUACCCCAUUUUGGAACAAAUGUGUAUUAAAAUAAAGAUAUUUGUUUAAGUUGA